Molecule: messenger RNA, 1128 nt
Organism: Triticum aestivum (bread wheat)
Lineage: Eukaryota; Viridiplantae; Streptophyta; Magnoliopsida; Poales; Poaceae
Source: RefSeq, a predicted model, not a curated record
GAUCUAUGGAAGGAGUUCACCACAUCGGACUUGGCAAGAAAGUCAAUUAUCCAUUUCGUUCAGCAUGGUGGCCAAGAUGCGGCAACCCCAUGCUCUGUUCCGAUGGGACUCCUCUGCCCGCUGGUUGCCGCUGGUUGAGUUUGGUACGGUUUCCUGUUGUUGCUUGUGUCGAGCCAUGGGUCCGUCUCUCCUUCGCACUGAGCCUACUUCUCCUGUCGCUGGCGCUUCUUCUUCUCAUCCGUCCUGCUGCUUACCAAAGUGCUUCUGCUUGCUGCCUCGGGUUGUACGAUCUCUUCUGUCACUAUCAUUCGACUCAUCAAGUUGUUAUACCUGUUUUGGAGGCUAUGGGUAGCUCGAUGCGCUUUGCCGUCCCUUUCAUAUCUGUGUGUAGUCGCAGAGGAUGGCUCUGUUCUUGCUGGUGUAGAACUCGAGCUCCCAGUGGGACAGAUCUGGUCCUAUGGAGAAGCUUGAUGAACAAGCCGAGGUGCAGCUACUUUCGACCCCUCAUGCUAUAUACCCAUAUAUACACAUGUCUCCCACUUGAUUGGUUUUGUCUCACACACAAGGCGAGCUCUGGUGGUAAAGCUGAAACUUCAUCACCUACUGUUGAAGAAAAGGAUGAUAACAAUGACCAGGCUCAAGUGAUCAGAAACAAAAGAAUGAAGUGGCAAGCAUAGAAGAAAUGCAGAGCCAGUUUCCCUCGGAUACAGUGUAUUACACUGAGUCUGAGGAUACACAACAGUCUAUUGAGGCUACUCCACCAUCGGUGAAAAUCCCCAACAGAAUGAUGCUGGAUGUCCUUGUAGAAUCUUUGGGCCUGCCAUUGGCUGAGUAUCGAACCAAAGUAUGCGAGGAUGGUUUGAAGUUACAAAGAAUCCCAUUUUUGUUCAGAUAUGCACGCCCUUUUGUCAUCUAGAAUCCUUGCAUUUAGUUUUAUAUUAUUGAUUCAGGUUUAGCUAUUUAGAUCAAAACUGUAAUCUUGCUUGUAGAUUGGACAGAUUAUUUCUCACUUUGAGGACUCCGUUUUGUUCAUCGGAAAGUUUUUUCCCAGUGUGGUUCUUCCAAAAAUGAAUUGAAAUUACUAAGAUUCAUGCAAGUUACUUGGCAAAGAAAUUUUUUGUCUGCAUA